GUUGUGUUGUGUUGUGUUGUGUUGUGUUGUGUUGUAGAUCUGCACGCCCGCCCGCCUGUUCUUGGUUUAUGUAUGAGAAAAGGAAGCGCAGUAUGUACAGUAUUGAGUGAACUUUGUUUGUGGGUGGGUGAUGGGAGUGCGAUCCAAGACCGAGAGAGGUAUGCCAGGUAGUAAUGAUGAUACUAGGUAAUACUGCAUGGAUACCUACCGCCCGACGGUUUCUCUACGAUUAUAUAUAUGUACUACUAGGUACUGUGUGUUGUGCGGUCACAGUACUCACCUACCUACCUACUCUACUCUACUCUCCUCUACUGGCUGGUAUCAUUCUCCUGGCUCAGGGACCAAAAAAAAUCCAAGGUGGGGUCGAUUUUCUUCGGGAGGUCGACAAGCGCGCGCGGCUUCCCAUUGUCCCUCCUCCUCUCCCGCCUCCACCACCACAACCACCAGUCACCGCCCAGUCCACUCCGACGUCAGGGCGCAGGAAGGAGGGUCGAGCCCGCUUCCGUCAUUGUAUAUAUUAAUCAUCACAUACUGAGUACCUAAUCCCUACCCACCACAUGAAAUUUCCGUGACGUUUUCACCACCGUGGUUCCCAACACAGAUCUGCCUAGAUACCUGCCUGAUAUAUUGCAU
Molecule: messenger RNA, 633 nt
Organism: Dissoconium aciculare CBS 342.82
Lineage: Eukaryota; Fungi; Ascomycota; Dothideomycetes; Mycosphaerellales; Dissoconiaceae
Exons: 1
Coding region: 174-521 (115 amino acids)
Source: RefSeq, a predicted model, not a curated record